Messenger RNA from Emiliania huxleyi CCMP1516, 497 nucleotides. RefSeq lists its product as hypothetical. Gene Ontology annotation, cellular component: cytosol. Lineage: Eukaryota; Haptophyta; Isochrysidales; Noelaerhabdaceae. The transcript has a single exon. The record is from RefSeq and is a predicted model, not a curated record. The annotation marks the transcript as partial.
AUGCUCACCGACGAGCGUCCCCGCUGCCAUGUAGCCGCGCCCGCGCUGCUUCUCCUCGCCGCUGCCGCGUUCGCCAUCGCACUGCUUCUCCACCCAGCGAUCGCGACGUCGCCAUCCGCCGUCCAGUCAACAGCAGCGUCGUCGCUCCGGUCGACGGCAGCGCCAUCGCUGUCCGCGUCGCUGUGGUCGGACCCGGCCGUCCAGCGCGUCGUGUCAGCCUGCGAGAGCAACGGCUUUGUGCGCGCCCUCGAGGCGGGUUCCCUGCCGCUGCAGGCCUUUCAGGGCUUCCUCUCGCAGGACAAGUUCUUCCUCGGCGCCUUCUCGCGGGCGUACGCACUCGCGCGCGACAAGUCGUCCGCCGCCGGCGACGCCGCGAGCGCCGCCGAGUUUGGCGACCUUCUGGCCGGCGUGGAGAACGAGCUGUCUCUGCACGCGGGCUACGCGGCGCGCUGGGGCGUCGACAUGAGCCUCGUCAGGCCGGCGCCGGCAUGCUCCCA